Messenger RNA from Closterium sp. NIES-65, 4497 nucleotides. Lineage: Eukaryota; Viridiplantae; Streptophyta; Zygnematophyceae; Desmidiales; Closteriaceae. The record is from the annotation of a GenBank genome assembly.
AUGGCGUGUCCGCGGAUCUUACCCAUCGUCCUUCUCCUGUUUGUCGGCUCGUGCUCAGCCUACCUGGCGCCAUCAACCCAGGCAGACCGCCAUUCUCUGCUCAUCCAACCCACUCCGAGGUCCGCAAAUGGCCGCAACGCGAAUGCUAGACCCGCUCCAGUGACUCCAAGGGCUGUACGCGCGGCGAAUGAUUCCGAGUCAAGUGAGUCUGGCGCGCAUAAAAACGCAUCAGCAGUUCCGUCUGAAGUGAAUUCUGGUCCCGCGCUCCCUCCGCAUGCUUCCCCUCAUCAUGUCGACAUACUCGACUAUGCUGGCGCGGCAGUCACGGAUGCGGGGAACAUGAGAAGAAACGAGAAGGAGGAGGAGGGGAAGGGAAGCACACCACCCAUCACCCUCCUCCUCCUUCUCAACAAUGGCCUGGGCACGGACGCGGCGGUCGCGGGCGUUGCGGGCAAGGGUGUUGCGGCCGGAAAGGGUGCGGCGGACAACGAUGCAGCGGGCAAGGACGAGUCCAAGGUCGCACCAAAGAAUGUGAAGAGCGCACCGAACAAGGUCACAGCCAAGGGUGCGGCGGGAACGGUCGCGCCGAACAAGGGCGUGGCGGACAACCAUGGCGUAGCAGGCAAGGGUGCGGCUAACAACGGCGCGCCUAAGAAGGUUGCAGCCACGGGCGCGACGGGAAUGGUCGCACGUAACAAGGGAGCGGCGGACAACCAGGGCGCAGCAGGCAAGGUUGCGGCUAACAACGGCGCACAGAAGGUCGCAGCCAAGGGCGCGGCGGGAACGCUCGCACCGAACAAAGGUGCGGCGGCGACGAGCAAGGCCGCGGAGAAGGAGGUCCCGGCGAACAAGGGCGCGGCACGCAAGGGAGCGGCCGGCAAGGUCGCGACGGACAAGGCCGCGGUGGGCAAGGGCGCAGCUGGAAAGUUCGUGCCGAGCGAGGCGAAUAAGGGCGCGGCGACAGCGAGUCAAAGUGCCAAGAACCAGCCUGCUGCUGCUGCGAUGAUUGGAGCGGCGAACAACAAACCCGUGCGCCCUCACAUGGCGACUGCCGAGGACGCGGCGAUCCAUCACGAUGGUACUAGUGGCGCUAAGACGGCAUCAGGCAACGCCCAACCGCCUCGCCCACAUGCCGUCUGUCCUCACAUGGCGUCGGUGCCUGCCGCGAGUCACGUUGCCGAGAAUCAGCCUGCUGCUGCGACGAUGGGAGCAAGCAACAAACCCGUCCGUCCUCACAUGGCGACUGCCGAGGACGUGGCCAUCCAUGAUGGCGCUAAGACGUCAUCAGACAGUGCGGAACUUGCCCCUUCGGACGCCCAACCGCCGCGCCAACACGACGCGCGCCCUCACGUGGCGACGGCUGAGGACGUGGCGAUCGUUCCCCAGGCGCGAGCGCCGGCGCCGGCGAGUCACUGCGGCGAGAAUCAGCAUAAUGCGAUUAUGGGAGCAAGCAAGACGCACGUGCGUCCUCACAUGGCGACGGCUAAGGACGUGGCGAUCCACGGUGGCACUAAGACGGCAUCAGGCAGCAAUGCAGCAAUCCCCCCGUCGAACGCCCAACCGCCUCGGCCACACGCCGUCCGUCCUCACGUGGCGCCGGUGCGGCCGCGAGCCCCAUGGCCAGGAACCAGCCUGCUGCUGCGACGAUGGGAGCAAGUACCAACAAUCAUCCUGGCGCCGGUGCCGGCAACUGCGAGUCACAUCGCCAAGAAUCAGCCUGCUGUUGCGACGAUGGGAGCACCGAGCAACAAACCUGGCGUGCGUCCUCACAUGGCGCCGGUGACGACGUUUCACGACGCCAAGAAUCAGCCUGCUGCUACGACGAUGGGAGCGCCGAGCAACAAACCCGUGCGUCAUCGCAUGGCGACUGCUGAAGAAGCGGCGAUCGUUCCCCUGGCACCGGCGCUGGCGACUGCGACUGAGAUGUAUGCAGAGGCAUGGAGGAAUGUGGUGGCUGUCGAUGAGAAGGAUGAUGAGAGGGACGGCAGCGAUGACAACGGCUAUGAUGAUGACAGCGAGAAUGACGAUGACACGGAGAUUGACGAUGACACUGACAACAAUGAGAAGGAUGAUGAGAAGAACGAUGAGAAGAACGGCAGCGGUAACAAUGGCAAUGAAAAUGGCAAGGCCGACAGUGAGAAGAACGACGCAAAGGGCGAUGAGAAGGACGAUGAGAAGGACGAUCAUGGCACGGACGAGGACAAUGGCAAGGGCAACAACAACUUGUUGAGCGACAACGAUGGGAGAAAUGACAAGGAAGAUGGGAAGGACAAUGACAACGAUGCAGUCAGCUGGCAUGGGGGGAAGAGCAGCAGCAACGGACAGCGAAGGGGCAGGGCUCAGGCCAUGAACGGAGCAUCAUCUCGCGUGUCUCACCUCAACAACAACGGUGGCUGGGAGCUUGAGGACAAUCAGCGCACUGGAUUCCACAGGGCACAGCAGUUUCGCAUGGCGACUAGGGAAGAUGUGGCCAUCCUUCGCAGGAGCGGGACUCACAGCACCGUCGAGAGAGCAUCAUCUCGCGUCUCUCGCCUUAACAACAACAACAACGGCUGGGAGCUUGAGGACAGUCAGCGCACUGGAUUGCACCAGGCACAGCAGUUUCGCAUGGCGAAUAGGGAAGUUGUGGUCAUUCACAGGAGCGGGAUGCAAGGCGCUAACCGGGUUUUGAACCAUCGGAGUGGGCUCAAUGGGGCACAGCAGUUUCGCAUGGCGACAAGCAGCGAUGUGGCCAUUCACAGGAGCAGGGCUCAAGGUGCUAACCGUGGUGUGAGCCAUGGGAGUGGGCUCAACGGGGCACAGCAGUUUCGCAUGGCAACUAGGGAAGAUGUGGUCAUUCACAGGAGCAGGGCUCAAGGCACGAACCGUGGUGUGAGCCAUGGGAGUGGGCGCAACGGGGCACAGCAGUUUCACAUGGCGACUAGCAGCGAUGUGGCCAUUCACAGGAGCGGGGCUCAAGGCGGCAGCGGAGGUGAGGUGACUGUGGUGAUUGCAAUGGGGAUAAUGGCAGCGGCGGCACUGGCGGGGAUAACGGCGUUCAAAACGGCAGCGGUGGCGGCAGUGGCGGAGGAGGAGGAGGAGGAGGAGGAGGAGGAGGAGGAGGAGGAGGAGGAGGAGGAGGAGGAGGAGGAGGAGGAGGAGGAGGAGGAGGAGGAGGAGGAGGAGGAGGAGGAGGAGGAGGAGGAGGAGGAGGAGGAGGAGGAGGAGGAGGAGGAGGAGGAGGAGGAGGGGGAGGGACGAUUGACAUUGGCACGAUUCUGGAAUUUCUCCGCCAUGGAUCGCGAAUGGGGGAGCAAGCCCGGAAGCGGCGGCGCCGCGUCCGCGCAGAGCGAGGCGAUCGACCGCCGAGAGCGGCUGCGACGGCUGGCGCUCGAAACCAUCGACCUCGCGAAGGAUCCGUACUUCAUGCGGAACCACCUCGGAAGCUACGAGUGCAAGCUGUGUCUGACGCUUCACAACAACGAGGGCAACUAUCUCGCGCACACACAGGGCAAGCGGCACCAGCAGAAUCUGGCCAAGCGAGCAGCCAAGGAGGCUCAGGAGGCACCGGCACUGCCCCAACCCGCUCGGCCCCGAGUGAACCCGAGAAAGACAGUGAAGAUCGGUCGACCCGGUUACCGUGUAACCAAGCAGUUCGACCCUGAGACACACCAACGCUCACUGCUCUUCCAGAUCGAGUACCCAGAGAUAGAGGACGGGGUGAAACCUCGCCACCGAUUCAUGUCUUCCUAUGAGCAGCGAGUUGAAUCCUGGGACAAGAACUUUCAGUACCUGCUGUUUGCAGCAGAGCCCUACGAAAUCAUAUCUUUUAAGAUCCCGAGCACGGAAAUCGACAAGACCCCAUCCAAGUUCUUCUCGCAUUGGAACCCUGAUACCAAGACCUUCACACUUCAGCUAUACUUCAAGCCCCGCCCAGUCGCCCCCACCAACCCCAACGCCCAUCUCCUCCCCUCCUCCAUGCCUCCCCAUCCCCAUCCCCACCCACCUCCCCCUCCUCUCUCCUCCCGCCCCCCUCCUCCUACCGGCCCCUCCCCCCGCCCCCCUCCCCCGUCCUACCCUUCCUCCAUGCCCCCUCCCCCUCCUCCCCCUUCCUCCAUGCCCCCGCCUCCCCCACCAAGCGGAUACGCUCCCCCUCCUCCCCCAAGCGGAUAUGCACCCCCUCCCCCUCCCCCUCCCCCUCAAGGGGGGCAGUAUGGGGGGGGAGGCGGGUACAUGCCCCCCCCUCCCCCGCCACAGCAGCAAGGGGGGGGAGGGGCGGGGGGAAUGGGGGCGUAUGGGGGUGCGUAUGGGGGGUAUCCCCCUAGCAACCAGCCACAGGCACAUGUGGGGGGAGCGGGGGGAGCAGGGGGAGGGGGAGGGGGAGCAGGGGGAGCGCCAGUGUCCAGACCCCCACCCCCACCCCCCCAGCAGCAGCAAGGGGGAAUGUAUUCUGCUGUCCCCCCGCCUCCCCCUGCUGCACCUGGGGGGUACCAGCCCCCUCCCCCACCACAGACCUAG